Suricata suricatta (meerkat) is the source of this 1431-nucleotide messenger RNA. RefSeq names its product melanoma-associated antigen D2-like. Lineage: Eukaryota; Metazoa; Chordata; Mammalia; Carnivora; Herpestidae. The record is from RefSeq and is a predicted model, not a curated record. The transcript has 6 exons. Gene Ontology annotation, cellular component: nucleus. Bases 250 to 1326 code for a protein of 358 amino acids. Gene Ontology annotation, biological process: negative regulation of transcription by RNA polymerase II.
AGCUGCCGCGCUGGCACAUCUUCCUGGAGGAGGGGAGGGUGCGGCUGCAGAGAAUUGAGAUCUAGACGCUCUGGUUUACUGAAUCUGAGAACGGAGUCAUUGGGGGCUGGGAAGGGGUUUGGGACUGGAACCCUACGGAAACUGAGGAUCAGUUUGCAGGCCGAACUGGAGGGAGGACGUUCUGGAGGCUUCCCCUUUCACCCAGGCUGUCUCUCCUCAGGUUCUGCUCUUGCCAGGCCAACUUGAGAUAUGUCUGACACAAGCAAGAAAGGUACGGGUCCAACCCGCUUCCAGACUGAAGCCUCAGAGAAGGACAGUGGCUUGAAGAUACAGAGCCUAUUGACAGUGACCCAGAACUUGGAGGUCUCAGAGACACAGAAGACCUCAAAGGCACCGGAGGUCCAAGAAGCCAUGAAGGUCUCAAAUGCUGCAGGAGUCUCAAAGACCACAGAGGUCUCAAAGACUCCAGAGGCUCAGGAGACAGCUGCCACUCAGGCCUCACCUACCACUACGCUGACUGAUAUCCAGGUUUUGGCAGCUGAAAAGACGAGUCCGGCAGCUGAUACCAAGAUGCAGAGUGCUGACCCUCAGCCUGUGACACUGUCUGCCACUGAGACCAAAAAGGUCAGCUGUGUGGCUAAUACAAAGGCCCUGGAGACUGAGACUCCUACCUCUCAGGCUUUGGCAGAUGAACCUAAGCCUGAAGGUGCAGCUGCUCAAGCUCAGGAGAAUCAGGAUACUCGGCCCAAGGUCAAGGCCAAGAAAGCCAGAAAGGGGAAGCAUUUGAAUGACGAAGAGGAUGGCAGCAAUGAUCAGAGUCAGACUUCUGGAACCACAGCUGGCCGAAGGGUUUCAAAGGCCCUAAUGGCCUCAAUGGCCCGCAGGGCUUCAAGAGGCCCCAUAGCCUUUUGGGCCCGCAGGGCAUCAAGGACUCGGUUGGCUGCUUGGGCCCGGAGGGCUUUGCUCUCCCUGAGAUCACCUAAGGCUCGUAGGGGCAAGGCUCGUCGCCGAGCUGCCAAGCUCCAGUCAUCCCAAGAGCCUGAAGCACCACCACCUCGGGAUGUGGCCCUUUUGCAGGGGAGGGCAAACGAUUUGGUAAAGUACCUCUUGGUUAAAGACCAGACGAAGAUUCCUAUCAAACGCUCAGACAUGCUGAAGGACAUCAUCAAAGAAUACACUGAUGUGUACCCUGAAAUCAUUGAACGAGCAGGCUAUUCCUUGGAGAAGGUGUUUGGGAUUCAACUGAAGGAAAUUGAUAAGAAUGACCACUUGUACAUUCUUCUCAGCACGUUAGAGCCCACUGAUGCAGGCAUACUGGGAACGUAAGCUGGGAAAGGGCUGGGGUGGAAGGGAGGCUCUGCUUCUGUCUAUGGCACUACCCCAUCCCUGUCAUCUCUCCCCACAUCUCCUUGGAGAGGCAGGAAGACAGGG